This is a messenger RNA of Trichoderma gamsii, 1356 nucleotides long. RefSeq lists its product as hypothetical. Lineage: Eukaryota; Fungi; Ascomycota; Sordariomycetes; Hypocreales; Hypocreaceae. Gene Ontology annotation, molecular function: transmembrane transporter activity. Gene Ontology annotation, cellular component: brush border membrane. The transcript is spliced from 3 exons. Bases 1 to 1356 code for a protein of 451 amino acids. Gene Ontology annotation, biological process: transmembrane transport. The record is from RefSeq and is a predicted model, not a curated record.
AUGGUAGCCGUCGACCCUGCCACGCGGAAGCGUGUGCUCCGGGUUAUCAUCGUUUCUCUUCUUCUAGAUCUGAUAUCCUUCACAUUCAUCCUGCCCUUGUUCCCGAAACUUCUCGAGUUCUACCGAGAUCGCGAGGCUCCUGACCUGAUCGUCCAUGGCAAACCAAACACCCUCCUGCAGCAGGUGCUCGGCGGACUGAAUGCGUACAAGGCGUCCUUUUCGCGACCCAUCGAUUCCCGAUAUGACAUUGUUCUUCUUGGUGGAGCGCUGGGGUCUCUGUUCUCCAUCCUGCAGGCCAUCGCCUCUCCCAUUAUCGGUCGUUUCUCUGAUCGCUACGGUCGCCGCUAUGCUCUUUUGGCAUCCAUGUGCGGAAAUGUUUUGUCUGUGCUGCUCUGGGUCAUGGCAGUCGAUUUCCGUACCUUUCUGGCCAGCCGAGUCGUGGGUGGUCUUUCUGAAGGCAAUGUGCAGAUUGCCACCGCCAUGGCCAGCGACAUAUCGGACGAACAGUCACGAGGAUCAACAAUGGCAAUCAUCGGCGCAUGCUUCUCGGUGGCCUUUACUUUUGGGCCCGGCCUUGGGGCGUGGCUGAGCAAGAUUCCGAUGACAAGCGCAAAUCCAUUUGCUGUGGCAGCAGGAUUCAGCUUGUUCCUGAUUACUACGGAGACGGUGUACCUGUACUUUUGUCUGCCGGAAACUCUUCCGUCUUUGGCCGGUAAGGAGAAGACUCAGGAGAAGCAGCCUAGCAAGAGCAAUGUAGAAUCCAAAGAGGUGGAGCGGACAAACUCACGCGUCUUGCUCUACGCUACGCAUUUCGUCUUUCUCCUGUUCUUCUCUGGAAUGGAGACGUCGCUGUCGUUUAUGACCUAUGACCUGUUCCAGUUUACCUCUGGGAGAAAUGGACGGCUUCUUGGCUAUAUCGGUCUGGUGGCCUCUGUCCUCCAGGGAGGCGUCACCCGCAGGCUCUCCCCCCUCUUGUCUGUCCGUAUUGGCACCAUCGCCUGCUUCGCAGCCUUUGUCCUGCUCGGUCGUCUAUCCACCAUCGGCGGUUUAUACGCUGCAGCGACAUGCCUUGCUGUCACAUCGGCGACGGUUGUCACGGGCCUCAAUGCUCUCAGCAGCUUCGAGACUCGCGACCACGAGCACGGCGUCAAGCUGGGCAUCAUGCGAAGCUGGGGACAGCUGGGACGUGGGCUGGGACCAAUUCUUUGCACUAGCGUGUACUGGUGGGCUGGCAGAGAAUAUGCGUAUACUAUGGGUGCGAUGGGCGCUUUGGUGGUUGUCACUAUUGCUUUUGCAGGAUUAAAGACUCCCAAGGGAUUGGUUCGAGCGAAGCCGAGCGAGAAGAAGGGCCAAUAA